GGCAAGACACACGUUGCGGCUGCUGAUGAAAUUUACGUGAAUGAUUUCGAUGAAAUUCCCAGCGCUCCCCGUCAAUUAAAGUUAACCAACCAAUCAUUAUAGACGUCGACGAAAUACGAAUGUAUUUAGUGAAAUCAGCGGGGUCGCCAAUCAUUAGAACUCUGCGAACGCUCACGACGAGUAAUGCGAUGGCGGCCACAAUUGCUUCGGCCAAAGAUCCCUUAACAGGGCCUCGCUAUGAGCGGGAACCCAACGUACUAAAGAAAAAGCUAGCCUCCGUAGUGCCUGGAACUGUGAAUCUGCAAGUCUUGGGCUCCGGAGCCAAUGGAGCACCUGCUGCUGUUUAUUUGUUUACGGAUCAGGCGCGUUAUUUGUUUAACUGUGGCGAGGGAACCCAGAGAUUGGCUCAUGAGCACAAAACGCGGCUCUCUCGGUUGGAGCAGAUCUUUCUUACACAAAACACAUGGGCAUCCUGUGGAGGAUUGCCUGGUCUAACACUAACCAUUCAGGAUGCCGGAGUACGAGAUCUGGGUCUUCACGGGCCACCACAUCUUGGUGCUAUGUUGCAAUCUAUGCGACGCUUUGUGGUGCUGAAGAACCUGCAAGUUCGUCCAAUAGAUUGCUCAGAGGGCGCCUGUUUUGAGGAUUCCAUCCUAAAGGUAGACUAUCUGCCGUUGAUUAGCUCACAAGAUCCAGAGAAAAUUGUGAUAAACUACAUUUGUCAACUGAAACCUCGUGCUGGUGCCUUAAAUCUGGUAAAAUGUGUGGAGCAGGGCGUGCCGCCAGGACCUCUUCUUGGGCAGCUUAAGAAUGGAAAGGAUAUUACCUUACCCGAUGGGAAAGUGGUCCGAUCAGCUGACGUUACUGAGGCCAGUGAAACUGCUCUCUCAUUUGUUUUUCUGGAUGUGCCCACUGAGGAUUAUUUACCUGGAUUGUUGGCACACAGCAAAAGGCUCAAGAAAUUGGGCGAAGAGAAGCUCACUGAAGUGGCCCUGGUGGUUCACUUUACGCCUUACAACAUGACCUUAAUACAAGAGUACAAAGAUUUCGUCAAAGAGAACUUUUCGCCUGGUACCCAGCACAUCUAUUUAAGCUCUCCCCUUAACCAGUUUUCUGGAUAUGCUGCUGCCCAUCGCAUCCAACACCAAUUGCAUCAACUAGCUCCACAGGUGUUUCCACUCCUGGGCGAGCAGUUACCUUGCCAGAGUCAGAGUUUAAGUGUCAACCUUAAGAAAACGAAGCUGGACGAAACCGAUAAUGACGAAAAAGAGAAAACAAAAGCCGACGAUGACGAUCAACAGGGUGUGGUAGCCAUGACAAGCUUUCACUUGAGGCCAAGAAAGGGUCUGGAUCGCACUCUGGAGUCCAAGCUCACGCCCGAAGAGUACGUUAAGGAGACCCAUGCUGUGCCUGGAUUUCUAGAACUCUUGGCCAAAUACAAAGAAGAUUAUAGUUUCCCUGACAACGCAGCCGAGAGCUUCCCGAAGAUCAUUUUCCUGGGCACUGGCUCCUGCAUUCCUAAUAAGACGCGCAACGUAAGUUCAAUUCUUUUGAAGACGGCACUUGAUGCCUAUGUGUUGUUGGACUGUGGAGAGGGUACUUACGGCCAGAUUGUUCGACUCUAUGGGCGUGACCAGGGGCAGCAGAUUCUUCGACAGCUGCAGGCGAUUUAUGUGUCACAUUUGCACGCCGAUCACCACAUAGGAUUGAUGGGUCUGCUCCGAGAAAGGAGGCAACUGGAACCCAAAGCAGAUCCACUCAUUCUAUUGGCUCCUCGUCAAAUAGAACCCUGGCUAGAGUUUUACAAUCGGCAAAUAGAAACUAUUGAGGAUGCCUAUACUCUAGUCGGAAACGGUGACCUGCUGGCUAGUCCCCUCACCGGCGAGAAAGUUGAUCCCCUAGGAAUCGCAUCCAUAUCCACCUGCCUGGUAAGGCAUUGCCCCAACUCCUUCGGAAUAAGCCUUACUCUGGCAGCUAAGCACAAAGAGGAGCCUGUAAAGAUAACUUACAGCGGUGACACAAUGCCCUGUCAGGAUUUGAUUGAUUUGGGUCGUGACUCUACUGUUCUUAUCCACGAGGCUACAAUGGAAGACGAUCUGGAAGAGGAGGCGCGAUUGAAGACGCACAGCACCGUUUCGCAGGCUAUUCAGCAGGGUCGUAAUAUGAACGCUCGUCACACGAUUCUCACCCACUUUUCGCAGCGUUACGCCAAAUGCCCGCGAUUACCCAGUGACGAAGAUAUGCAACGGGUGGCUAUAGCCUUUGACAACAUGGAAGUGACUCUUGAGGAUCUGCAGCAUUACCAUAAGCUCUACCCUGCCUUGCUAGCCAUGUACGCCGAAUAUACAGAAGAAUUGGAGCAGCGAGCGGUGAAACGAGAGCUGAAACAGGAGCGAAAGCGUAAAUUGGCAGAAACGUGAUCGCUGGCUGGUGGAGGAUGAGUUCCAAGAGGUACUGUUAAACUAAUGUUAGUCAUAAAUAGUAUUUAUUAAAAAGGAAAGGUUAGCCUUGGACCCUUAAAAUGAAUCAAAUGCAAAGCAAGAAUAUAUCGAUUUUAUAUUUGAAAGUUAAUCAGUGCAUUUAUGCGAUAUUUGCUUAUAAAUGGUUGUAAUUUGGUUUGUUUAAAGAGAGUGACUCUAAGUACUCAUUAGAUUGUUGUAAUGAAUUACAUAUUCAAUUCCCCUUCAAAUCCAAUAAACAACAAACAAUCCUCA
Messenger RNA from Drosophila eugracilis, 2714 nucleotides. It is a transcript of the gene RNaseZ, whose product is annotated as ribonuclease Z, mitochondrial. The record is from RefSeq and is a predicted model, not a curated record. Gene Ontology annotation, biological process: mitochondrial tRNA 3'-end processing. Lineage: Eukaryota; Metazoa; Arthropoda; Insecta; Diptera; Drosophilidae. Gene Ontology annotation, molecular function: 3'-tRNA processing endoribonuclease activity. Gene Ontology annotation, cellular component: mitochondrion. Bases 120 to 2420 code for a protein of 766 amino acids. The transcript has 2 exons.